CUUCACAUGAUCUUGAGUUGUACGAGAGUGAGGAUGAAAACCCAGGCAAUGACAACCAUCACGGCUCCACGGGGUUGGCUAGUGAACAGCCGUCGAAGGAAUGUCCUAUUUGCCGUUUUGUGUCCAAUGAUGAGCUCAGAUACAACUACGGGUGUCGGAGUUGCUUCAGUUGUCGUGCCUUCUUCAGGAGGGCUGUUCCACGAAUGGAUCAGCUGACUUGUCAACAUGGAGGGAAAUGUCUGAUUGAUUGUUCCAACAGAUCAAGAUGUCGAAAGUGCCGAUUCGACUCGUGUCUACGGCACGGAAUGAAUCCCACUCAUGUGAUGGAUGAAGAUGCUAAGAGGAAGAGAUUUUGGAAGGCCCACCAGAAGAAAAAGAGCGUUGCCAGUCAAAAUGGCGGUAAGAAGAAGUUGCUCGAAGAGCAGUCCUCGGACACAGCUCCUUCGGGUUCCCGACGAACCACAUCUUUCAAUGCUGCUUUAAGUUCAGACAGUUCCACCCUCUCCAAUGACGACUCCUCUCCCAUCAAAACAGAACCAAAAGAAGCAAUAAAAACGGAGCGAGUGGACGAGUUCCAUUCGCUGGAGAUGACCCAAGAUCAGCUGAGUUCUGUUCCGGCCAUUUGCGCGGUCAAGAGUGCUCCUCCUGCUUCAAACCUGUCUUUUCAUUUCCAGGGAAGUAACGGCAUUGCUCAACCCCGUUUUAGGGAGUUGGGUGUUGAUGGGAAAUCAAAUCCAUUUAGUCCCUGUUCCAGUAAUGGGUUGUUCUCUACCGUUAGUUCUGAGGAUUCAGUAGUAGUUUUAGCGAAUUCCCUUCCUGAAGGCAGGCAAAGUGAAUCAAAAUCCAGGACUCGGCUUAUCACCAUGUUAAUGUCUUGGCGAAAGAUUAUUGACACUCAUAUUGAUAUAGACUUUGCCACGUUAAUGGCCUUUCAAGCGGCACAUUUCAACCGCAUUCCACUUCCCAAGAAUCUCAUGAAGGCGCACUUGAACCAUUUGGACCAUUUAAUCAGUAUGUGGGUACAAUCUUUGGCCGAGUUUCAGGCUCUGAGCCUCAACGAUCGUAAAAAUCUUUUAGAAGAAAAUCGAUCAAUGAUAUCGUCUUUCGUUGUUGCCAAAUACCUCAGCCAUGCCUCUUCUGGCAAGGACCAAGUGAAGUGGUUGCUUCUCGGAUCCAACAAGUAUGGACAAUGGCUCAGAACCGCACAUUUAGAACACAUUGUCAACUUAGACAUGUUGAAUUUUGACUUCAGUAGCAGCCUUUUUGAGGAACCUCAAUCCAAGUCAGCAAUCAAUCACCUCGCCCAGGGGAUCCACCAAUUCAAGGUAACUGAAGAUUGGCUUUGCGUCAUUUCAUUUGCAAGUGCCUUCUUCACCCAACCGAAUUCGGUAAUCGUGUUCGAGGACCAAACCACAAUUUUCAAUACGUUCUUUGACUCCAUGGAAUUGGUGGAUUGCUUGCAAUGGGAAGUUGGGAACUUUUGGAACUUCUUGGAAAAAAUCAAACAGCUCUCAAAGCUGCUAGAGGGGCUAGAUUGGUCUGAAAGCCUCAUCGCAUCUCCGAAAAACUUAUACACCUUGGAUGAAGCCAAAGUGAUAAACAACUUGAUCUCUAGCUUCAAUGAAAAAUGCAAAGGCAUCAAUUACGGUGUGGAAUCCGUUCGUGAGGUUGUGAUGAUGACAUUGGAAGUUCCACCUUCUCCACAAUUUUGUGAGCUCCAGGGUAUCAUUUGGAAACGGCGUAUGGCAGCCAUUUUGGAAUCGUUUCCACAAUUCUGUUCCUUAAGUCAAAGAGAGAAAUCUACCAUAGUAAGCAAGUCAUUUUUCACCGCUACCGGCGUGCUGUCCUGUUGGAACGACCGAUUCAAGAACUUCGAGGAUCAGCUCUAUUUUUUAUUUGGUAAAGACGACCUGAAAUACUUUGGAGAGAAUUACAAAACGAAGUACCCUCUCGGUAACCAUAGAAUACUGACGGUCGAAAGCGUGAUGAAAUAUCGAGGUCUGGAUGUCACCGAGAGUUUGGAGCCAUUGCGACUUGGACAGCAGCAUCUUGAGGACUUCAUCGUUUCUUACGAGCUCUGCUUGCUGAUUCUAGUGGUGGCCCUCCUCUCACCAGCUCGCUAUGAGCAUUCUCCUUCUAGCGAAAUGCAAGCAAUGGAGUCCUUAUGUGUGCAAUUUGAAGGAAUUCUUAUUCGGAAAUCGGGUGAAAGUGAAGACUUUGUUAAGAAUAAGUUGGCCAAAUUGGACCAUCUUCGAGAAGGUCUCCAAAACUUCUGGAUUACUUGCAUGAAUGUCAAGUGAUAUAUUGUCAAUGUGAUUCUUCGAUUGAAAACCCUAUGUGAUGAACAUGUACUCAAUAAUAGACUCUUUUUGUUUGUCCA
Messenger RNA from Tigriopus californicus, 2380 nucleotides. RefSeq lists its product as uncharacterized. The record is from RefSeq and is a predicted model, not a curated record. NCBI's taxonomy places the organism in Eukaryota, Metazoa, Arthropoda, Copepoda, Harpacticoida, Harpacticidae. Gene Ontology annotation, molecular function: nuclear receptor activity; zinc ion binding; RNA polymerase II cis-regulatory region sequence-specific DNA binding. Gene Ontology annotation, biological process: tissue development; regulation of transcription by RNA polymerase II; hormone-mediated signaling pathway. Gene Ontology annotation, cellular component: RNA polymerase II transcription regulator complex.